Molecule: messenger RNA, 1946 nt
Organism: Xenia sp. Carnegie-2017
Lineage: Eukaryota; Metazoa; Cnidaria; Anthozoa; Malacalcyonacea; Xeniidae
Product: ubiquitin thioesterase otulin-like
Exons: 9
Coding region: 113-1759 (548 amino acids)
Biological process (GO): protein linear deubiquitination
Cellular component (GO): cytoplasm
Molecular function (GO): cysteine-type deubiquitinase activity
Source: RefSeq, a predicted model, not a curated record
CUGCUUGGGACCUGGUGCCCAAUAAAUGUCUAUGCAAGAUGGCGUUUAUCCUUACGAAAAAUUUCAAAUUUGCUAGUUAUAAAAUAGACAUGUCAACAGUCACUUUUCGGCGAUGACAAACUACAGUUCAAAUCAGCGGCAAAGAUUAAGUGAGACAGAUAUAUGUUUGAUCAUAAUUGCUGUCUUCUGUUUCUUUCUGGUCAUUUUUGUUGGUCUGGCAUGCUGCCGUCAGAAGAGAGCUAAAGGAAAGAAAAAAGCAUCACAACGAAAGAUUCGAAACAGAGCAAAUUGUGAUUCACCAUUGAUGCAUGAGACAACUGUAACUGGACAUUUAACACAUGCUAGUUCUGAAGAGAUCCUCCACAAAACUCAACGAAACACAAGUAGGAAGAAUAAGAAGUUGCCUUCAGCUAAGCCAUCUAUUCUUGGCAAAAUCAUGUCAAAAAAGAAAGAUUCGACUAAGGAAAAAAACCCCAAGAAGUUCUUGAAGCCAACACCAACUAAAACACAUCCUUUAUCAAAUAAUGAACUAACUUAUAUUGAACAAGGGGAUGCUAUGUACAGUAAGGAACCAUCUCGUGAAAAUUCUUCAAACAAUACCAGUCAUGACAACAUAGAGAGUGAAUUAAAUGAUGCAGGAUUUGAAGAAGAUUAUAAAGAACUUGCACCAAACGAAAACGUUCACGAAAACGUUCACGAAAACACUUUAAAAAUUGAAAAGCUAGAGGAAAAACAAAAAAAUCAGAAUUCUGAAGAAAUGGCACAUUCUACUCACUUAGAUAAUGACAGUCUCAGUGAUGACCCAUGUGCAUUGCCAUCUUUGGAAAACUAUGAGUGUACUAAAGAUGUUGAGAUAUGUGAACAUGAGCAUUCUACAAUAAUCAAUCCUGGUAGUUCACAGCAAGGCCAAUCAAUUGAAAAAGAAGAGAAGUUAUUAAGUGACAAUGGACGUCCUGAGUCUAUCGGCAGUACAUACAAUGUUGUGCAGUAUGCAAAAAAAGAAUGGAAAAGUGACACGAUCACUGCAGUUGCUGUUAGAAACGGAUACUGUGAAAUACCUCAUAUGCUUGGUCUCAAUAAAAUCCUUUUGAUUCGUGGCGACAACUAUUGUGCAAUUCGAGCGACGCUUUUCCAAGUCCUCGCUAAGAAUAUCUCGUUUAUGUCGCGUUUCGACGUCAGUAUUGAGAAAAUUCCUGAAGAAAUGAAAGACUUUCGAUACAUUGAAGAAUGGACUUUUGCUUCACGUCUUCCUGUUUCAAGAGAAAAAGUUUUCACGCAAUUAGUUGACUGUCUUUCCGAAUUGAAAAAAUUGGCACUUUUGACGGCAAAUAUGAGUCAAGAAGAGGGAAGAGUCAACCAUCUCAUAUCUCAAUUUAACUUCCAACCACAAGAGUUUGAAAUCAGAAUAUUGGAAGCUACAAAAUUUCUUAUGUUCUACAAAGCCUUCCAGCUGCAUAGGAAGAUAAAAAAUAACGUUGAUGUGCCUAUAUUUGCCAUGAUAAUGUACGCACGUGACUCAUCUUUAGAUCCUUGGCAUCUUAUGACGAAGCACUUGAACGCGGUCGGCGAUAAGGGGGGACUGGAACAGGUUGAAAUGCACUUACUUGGUUAUUCACUUGGAGUAAAGAUAAGAGUCGUAAGACCAAUGCAGUUUGAUCAGCCCGACUUUAUUGCGCACUAUCCCGAUGACAUGCCGGAAGGUACACCUGUGAUUACGUUGGUUGCCGAAGAUGAUCGACAUUAUAAUGUAUUAAUUUAAAACUGUUGUAAAGUAUAGUUAACGAGAUGUCUUGUAGGUAUAUUACCAUUUGGUGAAUUGAAAUUCAAUUACUAAUGAGAUUCUCUAAAUUGUAAUGAAUGAAGAAGUCUGAAAACAUCGAAUCAUGAGAAAAUAAACUUGUAUAUAUCUGUACAAUACAUUAACAUUACAUGUGUUGCAAUAAUUA